UCUAAUACACGCUUCCAAAAUUGCCCUGACCUAAUCGACGCCCUCUUCUCUCUCAAACCUCCGACACUCCGCUCCUCCACAUCGGCUCUCCAGUCUCGCAUCUCCGGCGCCACCCUCUCACACCUCCAGCGCCAUCGUUGCACAGCGGAGGUUGCUUCAGACAUUUCAGCAAACACUUGGUGUGCAAAUGUCGAAAGGGCUUAUCUGGGCAACUGCAGAUGAUCUGGCAAGAAAUAGGGGAAAGGUUCUUUCUCUGUAUAGGCAAAUACUCAGAAGCUUAAAUUCACCUGAUCUGCCAUUAAAUUUAGCAGCAAGAUUGCACAGGAAAGCACAGGCACGUGCCAUUUUCAUGUUGGCUGCUGAAGAACGAUCCAUACACAACAUUAAAGAUCUGUUUGAUAUAGCUGACUAUUCUUUAUCUCUCUUGAGAAAAGGAGAAAUCCCUAAAUAUAUUCAGUGACAAAUUUAUAAAUCAUAAUAAAAACAUAUGUAGGAAGGGGUAGUAUCGUAAUUUUGACAAGGCAUUUGGUUUCUUCUCUUAAUUGAAAACCAUCAACUUUAGUAGAAAAGUGCUAGAUUUAAGGGGUUUCUUUUUAUAAAUUUAUCAAGACAUUAAUUUAUAUGAAAUCUUCUCAACUACUCUAUAUGUAUUUUUGUGGAAUACCUGGGAAAUAAAUUUUUAUUCGUGAA
This is a messenger RNA of Lactuca sativa (garden lettuce), 690 nucleotides long. RefSeq names its product COMPLEX 1 LYR-like protein. NCBI's taxonomy places the organism in Eukaryota, Viridiplantae, Streptophyta, Magnoliopsida, Asterales, Asteraceae. The record is from RefSeq and is a predicted model, not a curated record.